Molecule: messenger RNA, 3018 nt
Organism: Ciona intestinalis (vase tunicate)
Lineage: Eukaryota; Metazoa; Chordata; Ascidiacea; Phlebobranchia; Cionidae
Source: RefSeq, a predicted model, not a curated record
GUGGUCCUCAUCUAUGUGGAAGACAUAUCUUUGUUUCUGUCCUGGUCCAACCUCAAGGAAUACAUUGUCUGCAUUGCCCUGAUAUUUAGAGACUUAAAACAUUCAUUUGACAAACGAGAAAAAUGCAACAAUUCCCGCCCGAAAAUCUAGCAGAGCAGGAAGCGGAUCCUCCGGUGGAGAGAACUGAGGAUACGAAUUGUUUUGAAGAACUUAGUUUGAACAACUGGAGUUUUGUCGGGAGAGGGCGUCGUAGAGACUCUAUUUCAGUUAUCGAUCAACUAAGUGGUUUCGCAGACAGCGGAAUAUCAACAUCAAGAAAGCAACGAAGAAUGUCCGGAAGUGUCUUUUCUAAUCCGGCAUUCGAAAGAGGGUCCGGGGACUCGAAUGAUGACGUCACACCACUGGGUAAUAACAAGUACAUGAUCCAACGGAGAGGAACAAAGAUAUUCAUUCAUGGUUUGCCGAAACUGGAAGGCGAAGAAGGGCAAACUGAACGAGGGGAGGAAAUAAAUAUCGAAGAAACGGAAAACAAAAUGGCUGACUCGUUUUCAUGGUUAAUGUCAGGGCUUUAUGGACUUCAUAUUGUUCUGCUUGCUUUGGUGCUGAAAGUGACGCAGUUCGUGACUGAAGACAUAACCCCAGCGAUCAUCGAUUAUUACUACCUCUUCCUCUACUCGCUAGCAGCGGUGCUCAUGAUAGGAUACCAACCUUUGGUGACGUACUGCUACACGAAGAAGGAACACAUCGGGUUCGCGAAGAGCCAUCAUGUGAACAAUAGAUGGCUUAAAGGUGUGGUAGCAACGUUCGGCCUUGCUAUUAUAAUCAAGGACGGCUUGGAAUUCAUUGCAUUCCUCGGUAUUGAUAGUUCCAUGUGUCCUGACAAAGCUUUGUACGCUUCGGUGCCAAUAUUACACGGGUUGUUCAUUAUUGUACAAGUCAGUUUCUUAUUCCAUUAUUCCAAAGUUUUCAUUCAAGAUUUCCCAUCUUUAUCAAGGUUUGGGGUUAUGCACGUAGUGGCCACCAACCUCUCCAUAUGGACUGCUACCAUCAUAGACGAAACUGCUGGGGCGUUACUUGGGCAUGACGAAGGAACAACAGCAACACCAACUGGACCAACCCCGCAUUUAAACCAUGAUAAUGUCUCACAUAAUGUACCAACUUAUCAUGCUUAUAGCGGUCUAAGAGCUAGAACGCCGUUCAGCGUUACCGGUGCAUCGACUUCCCAUGGAAUAGAUCUUCUGUUUACCGGCAAUUGCACUUGCGACCAGGAGUUCUGCAAAACGAUAUCAGUUGCAGAGUCGUUUCUGUUCCCAUUUCUAAUCGAGUUCAGUCUUGUAGCGUGUUGCCUUUUAUACGUAACGUGGAAGAAUGUUGGAAAAGACCCGCCCGCGUGCCAACACAUCGUCAAACCGAGCUAUAAACUGUACAGGUCGUAUCGAGGGGUUAUAGCUGGCUGUGCCGUGUUGUUCGCUACAGUUGUCAUUAUCAUUGUACUUGCCACCACAUCGUCUGGUCUGCCUAAGGAACAACGAACAUAUUACACAGAAAACAAUUUCCUUCUAAUUUAUAAUGUGUUUAUGGUCACAAUCCAAUCAUUAAUGACAUUGGCUUGCGUUUGUGGUUUCUAUUUGUUCUGGAAAACAUCGCACGAGCAGAAACAAGAGGGCGAGGAUCUGGACGCUGCUCUGCUACUAAUAUGCCUGGUUGGGCCGAUCCUUGUCGAAACUUUCUCAGUGUUAGCAAUUAUAGUGGGAGACGACAAUAAAAUAUACGGAUGGAUUAUGAGCCUUGGGUAUCCGAUUUCUGACUCCAUACAAUGCGUUGGGCAGGUUAUCUUUAUUUUGUAUGGGUUGAAACGAGAGCCACUGAACACAAUAGAAACUAAAGAAACAGCGGAAGAAGUUCACAGAAGUGUUAGUCAUGCAAACGCGUUAAGCACGUUGUCUGAAAUAGACGAGGAGGGAUACGACUCUGAAUGCGACGUUUUUGAUGAAUCUGUAUCAAACAUUGGGGGCCGAACGUCUUCGUUACCGUACCAGCACCAGCGACGUGAUUCUGUAGCUAUGUAUGCGGCGAAUGUGGCUUCUGCAUAUUCAAACGUGGAGCGUGGAAGGUCCCGGCAUUUCAACAGAGCAGUGAAGCUGAAGGCGAGUAUUUGUGAGAAUUCGGACGACGAACCAGCACCCGCGGAAACCAACUUUUCAAGCGAAGAUUUGGAGCAGAAUCAACCAACCGUGGCCGUGGUUGGUCCAAUGCGAAACGAAAAGGUAUCGGUGCAGCAGGGAACAGAAGGCGGGGAAAUCACAACUAGUUCAACUGACGCCAAAGUUAUUGAGACCAUAGAACAACCGAAACGACAGCAUUUGGUGUCGAUUACUACACGCAGCGACGAGCAAGAUGAAACAUCAACUUCUCGCCAACGAAAGAACACUCUUGCAAGCCUGCCACCGAAGAGUUUAGCCAAGUCAGUUAAAAUUGUGGCUGAAACGAAAAUCCCGGAUCCCAACAAAACACGGCUGAUGCUUCGGGACAUAAUUAUGUUCCUACUGAUCGCAAAUGCUUGCUUGUGGAUGUUUUGGUCGUUGGAAGGCACAGCUUUUGUAAUAUACACAUAUCCAUACGUAUACUAUGGACACAGCGCAUGGACAACUAUUGCUAUGGUAUGCAAACCGUUGCUUAUUUUCUUUCGUAUGCAUUCAGCCGCUUGUUUAUUUGAAAUGUGGUCAUUUGCAUAAUAAGUAUUCACUCUCAUGUUGAAGCAAAGUGGGGCAAGAUGGGACAUGUUUUUUCUCUUUCAUCCUUACAAUUGACAGCAAACAAUUUUUUUUUACAGUUUAGCCAACUGCGUUUUUUAUCACAAAAUAUGGGAUUUAGCAGCUAACGAUGUCCCAUCUUACCCACAGUGCAAUGUCUCGCUUUUCCCCACUGUUGUUAAUUUACAAUUCACUUACACGCCCAUGUCACCAUAAUCGUCACUACCACUUAUUUCUUCUGUUAAUACAACUCAUAAUACACGAU